ACGUUCGUUUUUGCUCUAGAAUGUUCAUCGCCACAGGGGACAGGAGUACAGUAGAAUGAAUCCCUUUUGUGAAUUCAUUUUAUCAUGAAGUAAAAUUCUUGAAUAAUUUUGAUCAAUUCAUUGUCUAUUUAAUUAUAUAAAACACUUCUAGAUAAAGUUUUGCUAUAAAUUUUAAAUUUGUCGCAAACGUCAAGUUGGCAUUCCAAUGGGAAUGGCAACUCAGCUGAUUUCUCUUUUUAGGCAACAGAAACUGUCAUAUUGCAUACUUCAUCUUUAAUUUCAUUUUUUUUGUGAUUCUCAAUUAGAUUAAAAAGGCUCAUAGUGCAUUGUGACAUUUAAGUGUUUAGCUGCGGACCUUCAUUGGCUGUCUAAAUUUUCAAACCAGAUAUAACAUGACUGAUACAUCGUCAAUUAAGGUUCAAGAAGUGAGAAAUGGUUUAUACCGGAUUCAUUGGAUCUUCAGUGAAGUUAUGAAAAAGGAACUGGGUGAAUAUAAAGAGGCAUUUCACCUGUCUGGAACCCAGUCUCAUCGAAUCUAUACAAUCAACUACCACAUUAAAAGCGCAACUGAAAAAAACUCUAAGCAGGGAUGCAAAUAUGAAUACUCCAUAACUGUUGCUGAAAAAUCUGAAUGCCAACCAAGUAGAGAUGCAUCGUCCAGCAACCCCAAAAUUCUUGAUUGUGCCUAUUUGUUUAUGGAUAACAAAUUUGCACAUGGUAAUGAAAUACCAUUAAGCAAGAUAACUGCUGGUAAGUGGAUGAUGAAAUGCGUCCAUCCGACAUUUCGAGAAAACCUAACAUUGUGGAUGGAUUUUGGGGCGGAUCCGCACUUAAACGAGAACGUAAUGGAUGUCAUGAACGGACUUUCCGAAAUGUUUCACAAACAAAUAUUGUGUGACAUUCAAUUCGAGUUAAACGACGGACAAACCAUCGGUGCUCACGUUAGCAUUCUAUCAGCAAGAAGCCCAGUUUUCUCUGCCAUGUUCCAGUCUGAUAUGGUGGAGUCUCAAACUAGGCGAGUGAUCAUCACUGACAUUUCAACGGAAGUCUUCCGCCAGCUGCUCAUUUACUUAUAUACUGGCUAUGCGCCUAAAUUGGAAGAGGAAAGCAUGAUUCCGCCUCUUCUUGAAGCUGCAGAAAAGUAUGGUGUUGAGAUACUCAAGAAUCAAUGUGUCGACCUUUUGCUGAAACGGGUGAGAAAGGAGAACGCCAUUAAACUGCUAAUUUGGUCACAUUUUCAUUCAGUCCCCUCACUGUACGAUUCCAGUAUGAACUGUGUGGUCAGUCAUUUCCGUGAACUCUGUUUUAUGCAGGAGUGGUUGGAUUUCAUGAAAACUUACCCGGAAUUGUGCGUGCUGGCUAUGCAACGAAUGGCCUCACUGCCCUGCUAACAAACUCAAGAUCUGACAAUGUGAAGCUAUAUUGUUCCCUUUUUGUGUGUGGAAUUUUAAGAUCAAUUUGUGUUCAUUUAGUUAUGUGCUGCAUCACUUAUUUAUUUUUUUUUCCUUUCAAAUAUCAAUAACAUUUCUUUCUUUGGUUCACAAAAUAUUUUUUACGAAAUGAUUACACACUUACGUUUGCUUUGUU
Messenger RNA from Daphnia pulicaria, 1587 nucleotides. Its product is annotated as TD and POZ domain-containing protein 1-like. Gene Ontology annotation, cellular component: nucleus; cytoplasm. The coding region runs from base 393 to 1391 and encodes 332 amino acids. Gene Ontology annotation, molecular function: ubiquitin protein ligase binding. The record is from RefSeq and is a predicted model, not a curated record. NCBI's taxonomy places the organism in Eukaryota, Metazoa, Arthropoda, Branchiopoda, Diplostraca, Daphniidae. The transcript is spliced from 2 exons. Gene Ontology annotation, biological process: proteasome-mediated ubiquitin-dependent protein catabolic process; regulation of proteolysis.